Messenger RNA from Sugiyamaella lignohabitans, 1446 nucleotides. RefSeq names its product Bgl2p (gene BGL2). Gene Ontology annotation, molecular function: glucan endo-1,3-beta-D-glucosidase activity; 1,3-beta-glucanosyltransferase activity. The record is from RefSeq and is a predicted model, not a curated record. Lineage: Eukaryota; Fungi; Ascomycota; Dipodascomycetes; Dipodascales; Trichomonascaceae. Gene Ontology annotation, biological process: cell wall organization; carbohydrate metabolic process. The transcript has a single exon. Gene Ontology annotation, cellular component: fungal-type cell wall; extracellular region; cell surface. Bases 1 to 1446 code for a protein of 481 amino acids.
AUGAAGUUCACUACUGCUCAAAUUGUCGGCUUGGCCGCUGCUCUCAGCUCUACUGCUGCUGCUGACCUUGUCAAGGGUUUCAACUACGGUUCCACUGACUCUUCUAACCAACCCAUUACUCAAUCUCAAUAUGAGGACUUGUUCAAGACCGCCGAGGGUCUUAAGGGUACUGCUGGUUUCACCAGUGCUCGUCUUUAUACCAUGAUUCAAGCUGGUACUCCCAACUCUCCUAUUGAGGCUAUUCCUGCUGCUAUUGCUCAAAACACCAAGUUGUUGCUUGGUUUGUGGGCUUCUGCUGGCCAGGACCAAUUCAACCAAGAGUUGACUGCCUUGAAGUCGGCUAUUGACACUUAUGGUAGUCAAUUGGGUGACCUUCUUCUUGGUAUCUCUGUUGGUUCUGAGGAUUUGUACCGUGACUCUAUCAUGGGAAUCCAAGCCAAUGCUGGUAUCGGUGCUGGUCCUGACGUGAUCUUGUCUUAUAUUAAGCAAGUUAAGCAACUGAUUUCUGGUACUGCUUUGGCUAAUACUCCUAUUACCCAUGUUGAUACUUGGACUGCUUGGGUCAACGGAUCUAAUGCCGAUGUUGUUUCCAGCAUCGACUUUGUCAGUGUGGAUUUGUACCCUUACUUCCAAAACACCAUGGCCAACUCGAUUGAUGUUGCCAAGAAUUUGUUCUGGGAUGCUAUUGACCAAACUCAAGCCAAUGCUCAAGGUAAAGAUAUCUGGGUCACUGAGACCGGUUGGCCCGUCAGCGGUCCUAAUGAGAACCAAGCUGUUGCUUCUCUUGCUAAUGCCAAGACCUACUGGGACGAGGUUGGUUGUGACAUUUUCACCAAGAUGAACACUUUCUGGUACACUUUGCAAGAUGCCAGUCCUGUUACCCCCAGCCCCAGUUUCGGUGUGGUCGGUUCUCAAUUGAGCACUACUCCUUUGUUCGACUUGACCUGUCCUGCCGGUUCUUCUUCGUCUUCUUCUUCUUCUUCUUCUUCUGCCGCUGCCACUUCUUCUUCUUCGAGCGCCGAUCCUUCUUCUAGUGCUGCUGCCACUUCUACCGAGGCCACUACCUCUUCUAGCGACCCUGCUUCCAGCUCUGCUGCCGCCUCUACCCCCUCGAGCUCUGCUGCUGCUGCUGCUACCGCCUCUUCUGCUGCUGUUUCUGCUGACGAUGUGGCCAAGUCCAGUGCCACUUCUGGCCCUGCCUCGACUUCCGAGGCUGCUCCUGCCACCAGCUCUGCUGCUGCCGCUGUCUCCAGUGCCGCUCCUGUCUCCAGUGAGGCUCCUGCUGCUCCCUCUACCACCACUGAGGCUGCUCCUGCCACCUCUGCUGCCGAGUCGGUUGCCCCCGUCGAGUCCACCACCGCCCCCGUCGCCACCGGCGCUGCUGCCUCUGUCGUCGCCUCGACCCUCUCUGUCCUCGGACUCGCUGCAUUUGUUUCUUUGUUGUAA